UUUUCUUGUGGAACUUCUUGCUUUUAUUUCCUCGGCCAAGAGCGCCAACGCCUCUGCGCAGCGCCCUAGGGUUUUCUCUCUCGAUCGAGACGCCGACGACAUCGCGGGAGCGAGAGAGCGCGAUCGCUGAUCUCUUUCUUCUUUCUUGGACCGAUUUUUGUUGCUGUAGAGCACAGGUAGCUCGCGAUCUUGUUGUGACUCGGUCUCGCGCAAGAUCUAUGAGGAAGGCGGCCGAAAUGCCGCCUUUGGAUUGCGGCAGCAGCGAGCUCCUGUCCGUGGAAUCCAGCAGGAGCACGCCCGCGCCCUUCUUGACCAAGACGUUCCAGCUCGUCGACGAUCCCGGCUCGGACGAUAUCGUGUCGUGGGGCAGCGAUGGCACCACAUUCGUCGUGUGGAAGCCGCCCGAGUUCGCCACCGAUUUGCUCCCCAGCUACUUCAAGCACAACAACUUCUCGAGCUUCGUCCGGCAGCUCAACACAUAUGGAUUCCGCAAGGUGGUUCCCGAUCGCUGGGAAUUCGCGAACGAGUUCUUCCGCAAGGGGGAGCGCCAGCUACUGUCGGAGAUCCACCGGAGGAAGACGCCGCACUUGGUUUCGAAUGGGAUGCCGCUCAUGGCGUGGAGCGACGAUCACCUGGCCUCCUCGUACAUGCCGGUGCUGCCUUACAUGGACACCGCGUCGCUGCUGAGCGAGGACAACGAGAGGCUCCGCCGCGAGAAUUUGCUGCUCACCAACGAGCUCCUGCGCCUCCAGAAGCUCUACGAGCACGCCGUGACUUUCAUCCAGCAGCAGCAGCAGCAGCAGCAGCAGCACGGCAAGCUCGGAAGCACGGGAUCGUUUCUUCGCAGCAGCAAAGAGUACUACGAAUUCACGAGCUCCAAGAGGAUGGUCAUGACGACCACCGACGCGAUGAUCCUCGACAGCGGCUUGGCGAGGGUGGCCUCCGCGGGAGAUCGAGUGGCAGCGCUCGCCGCCAAGGACGAGAAGCCCAGCUACAACAAUUCCUCGUCCUCGGGCUGCACGGACGAGUCGAGCGUCUCGGCGGCGGCGGCGGUGGUGGAUUGCAGCACCACUCCCACCGCGUCCACGAUCGCGUUCGUGGACGUGAAGCUCCGGGAGAUGGCCGCGCACGCCGCCAGUGAAGAACACCGCCACCACCACCGUCGUCGAGACGACGAUCAGGAAGACGAUGGUCUGGGAGGAGCAGGAGGAGGAGGAGGAGGUCCAAAGCUGUUUGGAGUGUCGCUGGGCAGGAAAAGGCCUCGCGGCCCAACACCCGACUGGACAGAAACCAGCCAUCAACAAUCUUAGAGAGAAUCUCAAGGUGCUCGGGCUCGGGUCAGUUUUUCUUUUUUCAUUUUCUUUUGCUUUUCUCGUUAGUGUUCUUCCUGUUCUUCGAGAUCGAGCUAACAUCCGCAGCGAUUCUUACAGUUAAAAAAGAGGCUCCUUUCCUUCUCCCUAGACUAGAUCACUGGAGGACUACCGGACUGGAGGACGCACUCUCACUGCUUCUAAGCUAAGCUCCCAGGCUCUACACUAACAAACACACACUUGUAACGCAGAUGGAUCUAGCUUCUAGGCCACAGCGAGAUCUCUCUCUCUCUCUCGAGAGGGUUACGUAUCAUCCCAGAUCGACGAGGGACUUGGAGAAAAGAGAGAGAGAAUCCAAAUCAAUCUUUUGAUCCAA
Selaginella moellendorffii is the source of this 1686-nucleotide messenger RNA. Its product is annotated as heat stress transcription factor B-4. The record is from RefSeq and is a predicted model, not a curated record. The transcript is spliced from 2 exons. Gene Ontology annotation, molecular function: DNA-binding transcription factor activity; RNA polymerase II cis-regulatory region sequence-specific DNA binding. Gene Ontology annotation, cellular component: nucleus. The coding region runs from base 219 to 1310 and encodes 363 amino acids. NCBI's taxonomy places the organism in Eukaryota, Viridiplantae, Streptophyta, Lycopodiopsida, Selaginellales, Selaginellaceae. Gene Ontology annotation, biological process: regulation of transcription by RNA polymerase II.